CGGCCUUGGAAGACGGACGGUUCGUGGGAGCUCACCACUCUGUUCAUGAAGGAACGUAACGACAUAGGCUUCCAGAAAUCGAAUUCCGAAUUUGGAAUCAUACCAGGAUCAAAAUCGGCUGCCCACCGUCUCAGAAUCUCCGUUUGAUUCCAUUGCUUCUUUACCUCAAUCUGCGCUGACUUUUGUUCUACGUGUUCGUGCUGCUUCAUUCACGAGUGUCCCACGUUCUUGCCACUCCAAAACGCCACAGAACUUCAGUUUUUCCAUUUUGAGGUUAUUUUAUUUCAUCGGAUCAGCUGAUAGGCGUUCAUUUUGAAUUGUGUUUUUUUCAAUGAAUUUUGGACUAGACUUAUGCGAGAGUAAGAGAGAUUGAUGUGAAGUGGAAGAUGGAUACGGCGUGGUCAUGAGUGAUUGGCCACGAAAUAUGCUGGUGAGGUUGUGAAUGUGAGGUUGCGGGUCGAGUUUUAUGUUUGGCUUUGGAAAUGGGGCAGAGUUCGAAGAAGAAGCGGCGUGGUGGGGGAAGGGGUGGGAAGAGGAGCAAAGGAAGGACACCACUGACAGAUUACUCGUUCAGUGGUGAAGAGAGCGAGCUUAUCACAGAAGAGAUGACUGCAUUGUGUGCGAUCUUUCAAGAAGACUGCAAAGUUGUCACUGGUCCUUCUCCUCAAGUUACCAUCAAACUUAAACCAUAUUCAAAUGACAUGGGGUUCGAAGAUCUAGAUGUAUCUGCUCUUCUUUCGGUGAAGUACUUACCUGGAUACCCAUACAAAUGCCCAAAGUUGCUUAUAACUCCGGAGAGAGGUUUGGCAAAAGGUGACAUUGAAAAGCUACUUUCUCUUCUCCACGAACAGGCAAAUUAUAACGCUCGAGAUGGAAGGAUCAUGGUUUUCAAUUUGGCAGAGGCUGCUCAGGAAUUCUUGUCAGAAAUAGUAACUAUAGGAGAAUCAAAUGAAUCAGUUGGCUGUUCUCAUACUGCUGGCAGUUCUCUAUUGCUUCCAGACAAGAUAACUUCAAAUGAGAAGAAAGGACCUUAUGUUCAUGGCUAUAUAGACCUCUUCAGUGGUUCUGGGGAGUUGUGGAGCUGGACCUAUGACAUGGACGAGAAACUCAACUCCCAAGGACAACCUCUUGUAGCAGAUAGCUUGAAACUAGGAACAGCUCAAGAAAAGAAGCUUGAUAAAGUUCAAAAUUUAUUGGCUCGGCAAAAUUCAAAGCGAGGUGAAUUAUUGUUUCCAUCGUCUAACCUAGGUACCCUCGAGGAAGAAACUGAAGAUGACAGUCGGAGCAUAAGUUCUUCUAAUUCAAGAAGAUCAUUAAUCGUACAGAGGGAUGAAGAUGGUAUUGAACGUGAGAAGCAGCAUGAAGUCCUUAUACCCGGACAAGAUUCUAUUCUCACAUCCAAUGUUGCUGAAGGUGAUGAUCAUGGAUCUGAAAGUGAGCCUUCAGAGUGGUCUUUUGCUUCCUUGAAUAAUGAACAAGAGUCCCAGACUAUUGAUAGGGAUAUAAUGAUGGUUCAUCUGCUCCAUCUUGCAUGUGCUCCUAAAGGACCAUUGGCUGAUGCUCUGCCAAAAUUGGCAUCUGAACUUUACAAUUUGGGGGUCCUGUCAAAAGUGGCUCUGGAUUUAGCUUCUAAACCAUCUUCCACGUUUCAUAAAAAAUUUAAGACUGCUUUCCAGGAACAGAUGAAUGCUACUAGUUUCUCCCAGUUUUGGAAUCCUUCUGAUUUUGGUGGCUCAGCAUCUUCUCAACUGAGUUCUCGGUAUCUUAACGAUUUUGAGGAGCUAAAGCCCCUUGGUCAUGGUGGUUUUGGACAUGUGGUAUUAUGCAAGAACAAAUUAGAUGGACGACAUUAUGCUGUGAAAAAAAUUCGCCUAAAGGACAAAAUUUUGCCCAUCAAUGACCGCAUCUUAAGGGAGGUGGCCACUCUUUCCCGUUUACAACAUCAACAUGUUGUUCGGUACUAUCAGGCAUGGUAUGAAAGUGGUGUUUCUGAUUCUUAUGGAGAGGCGGCUUGGGGUUCGGUGACGCCAUUGAGUUCUACUUUCAGCUAUAAAGGUGCGAGUGCAACAGAUACAGAACAUGAGAAUAAGAUGGAAUCAACAUAUCUCUAUAUCCAAAUGGAAUAUUGCCCUAGGACUCUUCGCCAGGUUUUUGAAUCAUAUACUCAUUUUGAUAAAGAAUUGGCAUGGCAUUUAUUCCAUCAAAUUGUGGAAGGUCUGGCACAUAUACAUGGACAAGGGAUCAUUCAUCGAGAUUUAACUCCAAGUAACAUUUUCUUUGAUGCCCGCAAUGAUAUCAAAAUCGGGGAUUUUGGUCUUGCUAAGUUCUUGAAGCUGGAGCAAUUGGAUCAGGAUAUAGGUGUUCCUCUAGAUACAACGGGAGUUUCAAUUGAUGGUACUGGUCAAGUUGGGACUUAUUUUUAUACAGCACCUGAAAUUGAACAAGGAUGGCCGAAGAUUGAUGAAAAAGCUGAUAUGUACAGCUUAGGGAUUGUGUUUUUUGAACUCUGGCACCCUUUUGGGACUGCGAUGGAAAGACAUCUUGUUCUAUCUGAUUUGAAGCAGAAAGGAGAACUUCCAACUGCUUGGGUUGCCGAAUUUUCUGAACAAGCAUCCUUGUUACGACGUUUAAUGUCUCAGAGUCCAUCUGACCGUCCUUCAGCCUUGGAACUUCUCCAGAAUGCCUUUCCUCCAAGAAUGGAGUACCAAUUGUUAGAUAACAUUCUACGGACAAUGAAAUCAUCGGAGGACUCAAGUAUAUAUGACAGAGUUGUUAAUGCUAUUUUCGAUGAAGAGACAUUAGUGAUGAAAGAUGACAGACAUGAUUGUGGUACUGCCCCUAUCCAGUACACCGAUUUGGGCACUGAAGUUCGUGAUCAUGUUAUUGACGCCACAAGGGAGAUGUUCAGGCUGCAUUGUGCAAAGCAUUUGGAAAUAAGUUCCAUGUAUUUGUUGGACGGCUCUACGCAAAUCAAUAGGAACACGGUCAAACUUUUGAGCCACGGAGGAGAUAUACUUGAACUAUGUCAUGAGCUGCGUUUACCUUUUCUUAAUUGGCUUGUCUCCAGUCAGAAAUCUUCAUUUAAACGAUACGAUAUAUCGUGUGUCUAUAGAAGAGCAAUUGGACAUUCACCUCCAAACCGAUACCUUCAGGGUGAUUUUGAUAUUAUUGGGGGUACAUCGGCUUUGACUGAGGCAGAGGUUAUCAAGGUGACUGUGGACGUUAUUUCAUAUUUUUUUAAUUCAGAUUCUUGUGAUAUACACUUAAACCAUGGAGAUCUGUUGAAUGCUAUUUGGUCUUGGGUUGGUGUUAAGGCAGAACAUAGACAUAAAGUGGCAGAGCUGCUUUCUAUGAUGGUAUCCUUACGUCCUCAAUCUUCUGAGAGGAAAUCUAAGUGGGUUGUGAUAAGGCGCCAACUAUUACAGGAACUCAAAUUAGCACAAGCUGUUGUAAAUAGAUUGCAGACUGUAGUUUUUAGGUUCUGUGGUGCUGUGGAUCAGGCACUUCCUAGAUUGAGGGGAGCACUUCCAACAGAUAAACCAAUGCAUAAAGCACUUGAUGAGUUGUUAAACCUUUUCAACUACCUGAGAAUGUGGAGGCUUGAAACAAAUGUUUACAUAGAUGCUUUAAUGUCACCAACUGAGGGUUAUCAUCGAGAUAUAUUUUUCCAGGUAUACUUAACAAAGGAGAAUAAUCCUGGUUCACAUCCCGAAGGUGCUUUGCUUGCUAUUGGUGGCCGCUAUGACUACUUGCUGCAAAAAAUGUGGAGCCGUUCAUCUAAAAGCACCCCUCCUGGAGGCGUCGGGACGAGCAUUGCAUUAGAGACUAUAAUUCAGCAAACUACAGUAGAUUUGAAACCCAUCCGAAAUGAGGGGAGCACUGGUGUCUUGAUUUGCUCGCGAGGAGGAGGUGGACUAUUGUUAGAACGCAUGGAACUUGUUGUGGAGCUAUGGGAGGAGAAGAUUAAGGCUCAGCUUGUCCCCACACCUGAUCCCAGCCUCACGGAGCAAUAUGAAUAUGCUAACGAGCAUGACAUAAAAUGUCUUGUUAUUAUUACAGACUCUGGUGUAUCUAACACUGGUUCAGUAAAGGUUCGACAUCUAGAACUCAAAAAGGAGAAGGAAGUUGAGCGCACAUCCAUUGUCAAGUUUCUCCAGGAGGCAAUGGCAAGCCAGUUUAAAAAUCCUCUCAUUUGGAAUUAGAACUGUUCACUGCAUUACUCUUCUACUCGCCUGAUGUUCUAUAGAUGCUUGAUCACAAGCUUUUCAACCAUGUGUGGUUACUAUAUUAAGAUUUAUGAUUUCCACAGCCAUACUGAAAUGGAGAGAACAGAACAAUGUCCAGGUCUUCUUGGCCAUGCUCAAUGAAGUUGGAUACUUUGAGCUCUCUCAUGAACUCACUUAAUGUAAUCAUCGUUGAUCGGUGUCUGUCUUUGUGCAGAACCAGGUGAGUACUAUAUUUUAGUCCAUCCAUCCGACUGAGAAUAGUGGUUCAGUUUUGGGGUUAAACUUUGUAUAUACACAUAGUUGCAUACGUAUAUAACAUCUAAGAUAGUUGUGUUCAAUUAUAUCUUGUGAUUUUUUUUUCCUGGUC
Benincasa hispida (wax gourd) is the source of this 4593-nucleotide messenger RNA. RefSeq names its product protein kinase family protein (gene GCN2). Gene Ontology annotation, cellular component: cytosol; mitochondrion. Gene Ontology annotation, molecular function: histidine-tRNA ligase activity; RNA binding; protein binding. NCBI's taxonomy places the organism in Eukaryota, Viridiplantae, Streptophyta, Magnoliopsida, Cucurbitales, Cucurbitaceae. Gene Ontology annotation, biological process: histidyl-tRNA aminoacylation; mitochondrial translation; protein phosphorylation. The record is from RefSeq and is a predicted model, not a curated record.